CCAGGCGGGGCGGUUGCUGAGGGCGACCAUCGGCUCGGCCCUACUCGGCUAGACUCUGCCUUGCUCGGCUCGGCUCUCCCAGUCGCCGGCGAUCCAUCCUCGGGCGGAGGUGCUGCUUUGUGUGUUGCUCCAGAAGAUUACCACAAUGUCUGACUAACUGUCGGUAAUGACUACAGUAUAAAGACGUUGACAAAUGCUGUAAGUCUCUGAGUCAUAGGGCAACCGACCAAAAUACUGGGAGGGGGAAAUCCAUAGACAAAUCUUGGUGCCUAACAACGCUAGUGUCCUGUCCAGCAGUCAGAGGUGCCCCAUCCAUUUGAAAACAUUGAUUGUGCAGUGAUUUGAGAUUGGAUAAAACAGGGCCGGGGAAACACUCACCUGUUGCAGCGUUGGAAGGAGAAACUUUGAAGUAGGAAGACCAAUAAUAAGCUUGCCUGACUGUUGGACUCUGGCCCACAAAUUCACAUUAGUAGUGCCGUGUAACAUUCACUCCACUUGGUUUCUUUGGGACUUCAUUUAUCGCCAAGUGAUUCUGGAUUUGCCAAAUAUUGCGGAGUAGCUUGUAAGAAUGAGCGAAUUCUGGUUAUGUUUCAACUGCUGCAUUGCAGAACAACCACAGCCGAAAAGGAGGCGACGGAUAGAUAGGACCAUGAUCGGAGAGCCAACAAACUUUGUUCACACAUCUCACAUGGGGGCUGGAGAUAUGUUCGGCGAACAAAUUCACUCUUUAAAUGAUGUACAUGACCAGAUGCAGUCUAAGGGCGGCUACAGUGACUCUGUGCCAAUUAGUAUUCGGACAAUGCAUCUCAUCGAUACAACAGCAGCAUAGCGUCAUCAAGCAAUGGAGUUACAUAGCUCCAGUUAAUCCAUUUGUUCCUGUCUUCUUUAAAACCUGCGCCUGCGACUCCUUGAUUCCCCGUGUCUCCUCUGUCAAGACGUUUUGAGUUGGUUACUGAAGAAACAAAAACAUUGUGUUAAAAGUGGCUUUUAAAGCCACUUUUAAACAUGUUGCUCAUAAUACACUUGAAGCACACGAGUAUGCUGCACUUGCGAUUUCUGAAGUAGAUGAUACAUUCUCCAAUAUUGGCUGAUUCAGUCAAAUUAGGAGUUUGCUAAAAGAUCCGUUGACCAGUCUUUUUGAGUUGACUUGUAAUAAUUAUUGGAGUCAUGGGUACAAAUACUUAGUUGAGAAAUAAAGCUUAGCAAAUGACAGCACAAUUAUAUAUGGAAUGAUAUUUAAGUACAGUGUUCUGUAGGUUUAUCGUACGGGAUUCAUGUCAAAUCGUUUUGCAGCAUUUUAGAUGUGGAUACCUGUAUAGAAUUACAAAUUGAUUGGGUCAUUGGAGGUCCAGUGAUUUGAUAAUGGGGAGCCAUGUGUUUACAUUGUUGCCUGUUUUAUGUAAAUAUUGCUUUCUAAUAAAAUAAUGAAUUCCCUC
Amblyraja radiata (thorny skate) is the source of this 1436-nucleotide messenger RNA. Its product is annotated as CDC42 small effector protein 2-like. Gene Ontology annotation, molecular function: small GTPase binding. Gene Ontology annotation, biological process: regulation of Rho protein signal transduction. Gene Ontology annotation, cellular component: plasma membrane. The record is from RefSeq and is a predicted model, not a curated record. Bases 569 to 829 code for a protein of 86 amino acids. The transcript is spliced from 6 exons. Lineage: Eukaryota; Metazoa; Chordata; Chondrichthyes; Rajiformes; Rajidae.